This is a messenger RNA of Cyclocybe aegerita, 1461 nucleotides long. The record is from the annotation of a GenBank genome assembly. Lineage: Eukaryota; Fungi; Basidiomycota; Agaricomycetes; Agaricales; Hemipholiotaceae.
AUGUUCAGAGCUCGUUUCGCUUCUGCAACGCGUCAACAGGGAUACAGAGCUCUGUCUCAAGGCUUGAGGAGCGUUUACCCCGCUCUCAGAUCAUCAGAGCCCACCGUCCAUGUUGGCCAAUCGAGGAAGUUGACGACGAGCACCCAGCCCGCCGAGGAUCUACAUGACUUCGGCGUGAGGCACGUUACGAAGGGCCUCGGACGGAUCACUGAGGGUAUCAUGACCAAGGGCGAAGGCACGUACGUCGUCUACGAUGAUGGACGAAGGAUGUUGGACUUCACCUGCGGGAUCGGGGUGACCAACCUCGGGCAUGCUCAUCCGAAAGUCAGCAAAGCGGCAGCUGAUCAGUGCAUGCAGCUCGUUCAUUCCCAAUGUAGCAUCUCGCUGCACGAGCCCUAUCUCCGGCUCAUCGAGCGUCUCUUGCCCAUUAUGCCCGAUCCAUCCCUUGAUUCGUUCUUCUUCUGGAACUCUGGGUCUGAGGCUGUUGAGGCUGCCAUUAAGAUGGCCAGCAAGACCAUUUACUCUGCCGGAGUCCAUCCUCUCAUGCCUGGAGUAUACUCCAUUCCUUACCCUUACUGGCAUCAAUCCAACCUACCUCUCAACACGCCUGCCUCGGUUCUAUCCUCAAAUUCGCUCUAUCAACUCGAGCUAUUACUCGCCCAACAAACAUCACCUACCGACACGGCGGCCAUUAUCAUCGAACCCGUGCUUGGAGAAGGCGGUUACGUUCCUGCACCACCUGAGUUUUUGCAAGGAUUGAGGAAGAUCUGCGACAAGCAUAACAUUAUGCUUAUCAUUGACGAGGUGCAGAGCGGGUUCGGAAGAGCUGGGUCGUGGUUUGCUAUCUCUGAGAGCGGUGUCCGACCAGACAUCCUCGUCAUGGCUAAGGCAGGUUGUGGCCUCGGCAAUGGAUUCCCAAUUAGUGGUGUCGUCAGCCGUAGAGAGCUUACUGACAAGCUGAAGCCCGGCUCCAUGGGAGGAACAUACGCUGGUAACGCCGUUUCCUGCGCUGCAGCCGUCGCCGUCAACGACGUCAUGCACGAGGAGAACGUGAUGGAGAAUGUGCAAGCUCGUUCCACCGAACUCUUCUCCGCACUCAAUGCCCUCAAGUACGACCCAGCCCUCAACCCACACAUUCUCGACGUCCGCGGGCGUGGCCUGAUGGUCGGCGUUGAAUUUGCCUCGCCCGACGUCUCCACGCACCACUUCUCCUCUCAUUCUGCUGCAUCUCUACCAAACAUCUCCGCCUCUGCCACGCCCCACGCGAAGCACAGCUCCCACCCCGCAAACAUGGCUUCGCGCGUAGCGAGGAAAUGCAUCGAGAAGGGGAUGUUGAUCUUGACAACGAGCGUGUAUGAGGUCAUCAGGUUCAUCCCGCCGUUGAAUGUCAGCAAGGAGGACUUGAAGAAAGGCUGUGCAAUCUUCGCUGAGAGCGUUAGGGAGGUUGUCAAGGAGGGUUAA